AUGACGUCUCGAACAUACAUGGGAGAAGCUGGAAACAAUGUUGAUCAGGUUGUUGCUGGUCCCCAUAACAUUGCGCUGGUGAUAGAGAGGAAGAGAGAAGAAAAAAGGAGGAAGGAGCUGGUCAAAGAGGCACGAAACCCAUCUCUCCCACCAGCAGCUCUCAACGAGAUAGCCGUAAAAGCUCAAAAACUGAAAGCUCUCAAGAAGAAAGAGAACAGGCAUGCAAGCCACCAUGCUAGGAAGAGGCCAGGGGCCAAACCCUAA
Molecule: messenger RNA, 264 nt
Organism: Microthlaspi erraticum
Lineage: Eukaryota; Viridiplantae; Streptophyta; Magnoliopsida; Brassicales; Brassicaceae
Source: the annotation of a GenBank genome assembly